Diabrotica virgifera virgifera (western corn rootworm) is the source of this 1871-nucleotide messenger RNA. Its product is annotated as gastrula zinc finger protein XlCGF8.2DB. The transcript is spliced from 2 exons. The record is from RefSeq and is a predicted model, not a curated record. NCBI's taxonomy places the organism in Eukaryota, Metazoa, Arthropoda, Insecta, Coleoptera, Chrysomelidae. Gene Ontology annotation, biological process: regulation of transcription by RNA polymerase II. Gene Ontology annotation, cellular component: nucleus. Bases 453 to 1616 code for a protein of 387 amino acids. Gene Ontology annotation, molecular function: DNA-binding transcription factor activity, RNA polymerase II-specific; RNA polymerase II cis-regulatory region sequence-specific DNA binding.
CAGGGUUACCAUGUCUAGGGAUUUUCCCCGAAUCUAGGGAUUUUUUGAAGCUUUUGGAGCUCUGGAGGGAUUUUUUUUGAAAUCUAGGGAUUUAUUAAACUGUGCUGGCGCCAUUUUUUGUUGUUAUUAAAUAUCUUUUUGUUAAAAUAUUAUUAAUAUUGUCAUUAUUUAUUGUUCCCUGACAUAAAUAUUCCUAAGUAAACAUUAAAACAUUACCUAAUCAAUGAUUAAAGUGGAUUAAACAUAGUGUUUAAUAGGUUAUAAAUUAAAUUGACAGCUGUCAUCUGUCAAUUUCUUCUUUUUUAGGUCAAAUUAAUACGAUUUAGGGAUUUCUAGGGGAAAUUGAAGCUCCCGUCUAGGGAUAUUCUGAAAUUUCAUCUGGCAACCCUGAGAACAGCUGAACUGAAUUCACAAUCACAAUAACACACAAUAAUUUACAGGAAUUUAACCAAAUGGAAUAUAAUAAGGAGUUUAAUAAAAUGGAAAUAAAACAAGAAGUUAGUGAGAAUAGUUUUAAAAUAGAAAUAGACGAUAAUGAAACAUGUUAUGAUCCUUCUGAUACCAUCAAAAUUCAAAUUAAGGAGGAAUCCCUGGGUGAAAAUACAUUAUAUGAUACAUUUAUUUAUUCAGACCUAAAGAGAUAUCCUAUAAAGACGGAAAUACAAACAGAUGAAGUUAAACUUAAAUCAGACGAAGAAGAAAAACAUUCAGAUAUAAAAGGUUUUUCUUGUGAAGAUAAACAAGAUGAUACUACCGAUGUAUUAAAAGAGGAAAAUGUGGAAAGUGACGGUAGCUUGAAACAAUCUUUAACUAACUGUACAAAAACAAAAACCGGCAAAAAACAUUUUGCGUGCAAAACUUGUCUUAAACACUAUACAACAAAGAAAAAUUUAAAAAUACAUAUGAGCGAACACACUGGCAAAGAAGUAUUCACAUGUAAAAGUUGCUCUGAACAAUUUGUAAACAAAUGUCACUUAAAAGAACACAAAAGGAGACAGGCUGAAAACAAGCCUUUUACAUGUCAAUUUUGUUCCAAAAUAUUUAAUGUUAAAUGCCGGUUAAAGAAACAUAUGUUAGUGCAUCGCCAAUAUAGAUCUAUUGAAUGUGGAAUUUGUGGCCACAAAUUUUCCAGAAGACACUACUUAAAUGUGCAUAUGAGAUCGCAUACUGGAAAAAAUCUUGUUAAUUGUACUGAAUGCCAUAAAUCGUUUGUAAGGAAUUCUGAGCUGACAAAACACAUGAGAGUUCAUAACGGAGAAAAGCCUUAUGAAUGCGACAUUUGCUCCAGUAGGUUUUCACGGGUUAAUCAUUUGACAGUACAUAUGAGAGUGCAUACUGGAGAAAAACCGUAUAAAUGUGAAAUAUGUAAUAAACAGUUUUCACAAAAUUCCAGUUUAGUAACACACAUGAGGAUACAUACUGGGCAGAAGCCGUUUACGUGUGAAAUUUGUUUUCAGGAGUUUAAUACAAAACAGUCUUUAAAACGUCAUCUAACAACGCACACUGGGGAAAAACCUCAUGAGUGUGAAGUUUGUUUUAAACAAUUUGCUGAUUCGCAAUAUUUGAGAGCGCAUUAUUUGCGGUUGCACACUGGAAAGAAACCUUGUCAAGUGUGAAAUUUGAAUGAAACGCAUUUAUUUUAGAAAACAUUUGGUAAUGCAUACCAGAUACAACUUUUUCCGUCAGUGAAAAAAUCACACUUGUAUGCCAUUUAUGUGACCUCUGUUUGUUAUUUACAGAGCCUAUUUUACUUCAAAUCAGGCCUGAGGCACGACAAAAUUUUUGGGCUCCUAAAUAUAAUUUAAUAAUAAUUAUAAUAACUUUUUUAAAUGUACAUAUUAAUUAUUUAAUAAAAAUAUAGUUAAUAGAAA